AUGCCUUCUUUAUACCUCUGUUUGAGAUCGAAGGUCUCAACAUACUUCCAACCCAACGUCUCACCACACUUACUACACAUCACAUCUGCCACCACGUACGAUCCGGUUAGCAAUUUUCUCCCAAUCUUCGGUCCAACCACUACGUUCAUCGCGUGCGCAAACAUAAACGCUGGCCCCGAAGUUCCCUAA
Molecule: messenger RNA, 189 nt
Organism: Arabis nemorensis
Lineage: Eukaryota; Viridiplantae; Streptophyta; Magnoliopsida; Brassicales; Brassicaceae
Source: the annotation of a GenBank genome assembly